CACCGCAGGGGCAGUAUGGCCGCCGGCGGCGUAGUGGUGCGCUGCAGUGAGUGACAGAUACGCGCUCGUCCGUUCGACCGACGCAUCUCCGGGGUGUCCGCGCGCGCCGCGCGAAACCGCGAGUGUAGAAUGAUCGUACCCAUCUGAGUGUGAGAGAGAGAGCGGGUGAGGAAGAAGGUGCGAGAGAGAAGGCGAGGAUAAGGACGAGGAAGCGUACUGUGCGACUACCGCCACUGUCCCCGGCACCGGUGUGAUGAUCAAGGAUAUGGCGGACGAUGAGGCCAUACAGGCCACCAACGACGACGCCAGCGAGUGCAAGCGCUACGCGGUGCAGCUCGGCUACUGGUGCGACCCGUUCAUCAGCCUGUUCGUCAAGCAGACCGCGCGGAAGGCGCCCGAGAUCAAUCGCGGCUACUACGCCCGGGUCAUGGGCAUCGAGCUCUUCGUCGACAAGUUUCUCAAGUUGUCUGGCGGUAAAGGGCAGAUCAUAAAUUUGGGCGCUGGCUUUGACACACUCUACUGGAGGCUCAGGGAGGCGGGGAACAGCCCCGCGAACUUCGUAGAGCUCGACUUUCCCAGUAUCACCGCAAAGAAAUGUUAUCACAUCAAGAAGCACAAGCAAUUAAUCGAUAUGUUAAAUACCGAAGACGGUGAGAUCCGAUUCUCAACCACCGAGCUGCACGCCGCAAACUAUCACCUGGUUGGUACUGAUCUGCGACACAUAGCGGAGCUAAAUAACAAAUUGACCCAAGCCGAAGUCAAUUUCAAUUUACCCACCAUGUUCCUCGCAGAAUGUGUUCUAGUGUACGUAGACGCUAGCGCGACCUCGUCACUGUUGAAAUGGCUGGCGGGCAAAUUCCCAAACAGCCUUUUCGUCAGCUACGAGCAGGUGAACAUGAAGGACAAAUUCGGUCAGGUAAUGCUGUCGAAUCUACGCAGCCGUGGGUGCUUGCUAGCAGGCGUGGAGGACUGCGAGUCGCUGGAGACGCAACAGAGACGCUUCACCAUGAACAAUUGGGAGGGCUCGAGCGCGUGGACAAUGGUGGAGGUUUAUGAUUCACUGCCCGUAAUGGAUCGUAGCCGAAUCGAGCACAUAGAGAUGCUGGACGAGCGAGAGCUACUCACCCAGCUGCUCCAGCACUACUGCAUCGCCGUCGCUUGGAACGGACAAACAUUCAAAAAUCUGUCUAUAGCGCAGGGUUAGGCCGCCGUCUAGCUCUCUCUGUGUGUGUCUCUCUCGCGAGUUACUCCAGGUAGUGAUAUAUACUGUAUAAUUCGGUAAGCUCUCGUAAGUUUUACGUAAUAUCCCGGUUCGCAGCAGGAGACUAACGUUCUCUUUGGAAUCGCGCUUGAACAUUAACAUGUCGGUUGAUCGGUAGAUCGGUAGAUCGGUAGAUCGAGGCACUCGACGGGAGGUACAAUCGGAGCCAAUCGACGCUUUUAACUUAAUUUUCAGACAGAGAGGCAAGACCGCCGUGAUGUUUCUUGUACGCGCUUCGAGUGUAUUCCCCGUUCUCUACGGAACGCGCAUUGCACGUACAUACACACGUGCACGUCUCACAGAUGCGCUAUUUUUUAACCGAGUGCAACCGUGUGAGCGAGAGAAAUUUCCCCGACUUCGAGGUACGCGCGCGGCUGCUAUAAUGUAAUUUGGUCGCGGAUAAGCUCCGGCGUCGCCUUUCACAGAUAAGAUUUCCAGUCAUUCUAAUUUAUAUUUGGACAUAUCCGAAUCAUGUAUAAUGUGUAUGACGAUCCCGUGUGAUCUGCAGGAGUUUGUCGAGGUGUGUCUCGUUCCCUAUUGCAGAUCUUCAUGUAUAAAGUUACGCUCGUUAUUAUAAUUAUUAUAGACUGCUAAUUGUUAUAUAUUGCGGCCAAAAAACGGAGCGCACGGUAGCGCGCAGAGUAAUUUAUUAUAUUACGAGAUACGUAUCAUCGAAGAUCAACACGCUUACAUUGUCAUUUAACUGUCGAACGAAUUGUUUAUAAUUUCCUUGCUACUUGAAACGUAUAGAGCUUGUAUCACUAUUAAUCCCGGAGAAUAGUUUCGUACGAUCUACGUGUGCUGUCCAACAUUCUCCGCACGUAAUGUGCGUUCUGGUCUCGUGCAAAAGCUAAAAAUAUUUAAAUUUAUUUAAAAAAAUACAUUCGUAUCCAUAUAGAUUUCCGACUCUCUGAAAGUCUGGUAUAUAUGUACAAUAGUUGACGUAAAAUUAUUCCGUACGCGCGACCCGAUCUUUGAGUGUACAUUAAGUAUUAGAGAUUAUGAAUUAUUACGAAUCGCGAUAAGAGGCGAUUAGUAUUACGAUAAAAAAAACGCUGUAUAAGUGACCAGUUUCGUACAGGCGUGGGCCUGCGAGCGAAGAGUGAUUACUUAAGAUAAUAAAAGCAAAAAAGUGUGCAACGAAAGUAAGACUUUAAGUAUUGAGCGAGAUACCCCAGUGAGGGAAUCGACGCGCGAUCGAGUACCCGAUGACCGCGCAUCAGCGAACGUCAAUCUGAACAAUCGGCGUGAUACAUACAUAUAUAUAUAUAUUUUCUUAAUUAAUUUUGAUUCUCAUCCAUUCGCAAAGUAAAGAACUCGUUAUCGUCGCUUGCACUCUGCGAAGUAAAGAGCGCGUGUCGAUGUUCUUCGACAUACAUAUAAUACAUAUAUAUAUAUGUGUAUAUAUAUACACACACGUACGUGAAGUCCGAUCAUUUUACUUUGUAAACACACGAAGAAACGCUAAGCACAGUGUUCCGCUUCUUUCCAACACCAAUGCAAAGAGAGCACGUUACACUUAAGCAGAAACGGUAUAGUGAGGGAUCGACAAAGAUUUAUUUUCGUAUUGAGGAGUAUCAGGGUUACGCAUGUGUGUACUCGAUUUAAGGAGGAUAAAACGAGGAGGUGCCGUACGCUCUUGCGAGACGAUUCAAGUCAUCUCUUUGUAGAUACUGAAACGCGCACGAUGCCUUUAAUAACGGGCAGGACUUGGGCCUUAUUCGUCGCUCGCACGCAAAGCGCGAUCGCUGAAGUGAACCACUAAUUCUGGUCUGGAGGACAGUGGUUGCUUCCCUGGAGGGUCUGACGGCCUACCGGGUUGGAAUAGCCCGAGUAGCAACGUUGCAUAGCGCGUGACCUCGGCGAUCGCGCGUCGUGCGACGAUCACUUCUCGGUCCGGUCCUUGACGAAUUGAGUUCUCACAAAUCGCCACUUUCUUCUAUCUUGUUCCGACCGUUUCUUUCUGAUACUUUUUAGUAUUACGCGGACGGUAGAUCCAAGAGAGGACGCGUCUACUAUCGCGUAAACUGCUUUUGGAUUUAUAAAGAACGUACAACUGGGUGGCUUCUUCGAUCUCUUGCGCCCCUCCCGCCCCUGCGACGAGUAAAAUUACAUACCUGGAGUAACAAACACGUAUAAAGAGAAUAGUCAGAUGUUCUAUUUUUCUCAGAAGUUACAAAUUGCAGCCAUUGUUACGAUGUCUAUCAACGUUCGUAGGUAAAAAUCCCGUACUCUUUCUUCGCCUAUGCCACCCUCGCCCGGCAUGUCGCCUUUUUUGCACGUAGAAAGAUAUCCGGAAGACCUAUCUUUCGCGUUAGUUUCGUGUCACGUGUAAGCCAUUUGAGCCGUGAAAAUUGGCCGAUUUAUUCGUGCGCUCGUCAUGUGUUCCCGUUGCGGCUUUAAGUUUGAGAAUCAAAGUUCCUCGCGAUCUGGCGUUCUCGCAUUGGCGUCCUCGCGAGAAUUCGAGCACAGCACUGCCACUGUGAGAAUUGUAACUCGGCAAACCUGUAAUUUAAACGUGCGCUUGUCAGCCCUUCAAAGCGAAAAGGAAUCAGUUAUUUAUUUUCACUUUAUUUAUUUUUGUAACAAUUUGAUUUUUUUCUACGUAUUUCUGUAAGUCUGGUUCGAUCUUAAUUUUUAGUUACACUAGAUUGAACAUUUCAGAUGAUUAACAACGAAUGCCACUUUGCUAGAAUUGUCACUAAAUGAAUUACGUAUUUUUAAUUUUGUUCCAACAUCCUCCGCGUGGAAUUAUUAAUUGAUUACGCACUAGUGGCAAAUGAGUUUGCAGAGUGCGGGAAGUGACAAUUUGAAUCUCAAACUUAAAUAACGCGAUUUUACCAUGCGGAUUGUGCGUGCAGCUCCAUGUUUCUUCGCCUCGAUUUCGUUUUACAUUAUACAAACUAUUAAUCUCAUAUACGGAUGUUGUACACCUUUAAAAAAAAGAAUAAGAUACGAAACCUAUAUAGACAUU
Molecule: messenger RNA, 4235 nt
Organism: Ooceraea biroi (clonal raider ant)
Lineage: Eukaryota; Metazoa; Arthropoda; Insecta; Hymenoptera; Formicidae
Product: leucine carboxyl methyltransferase 1
Biological process (GO): C-terminal protein methylation
Cellular component (GO): cytosol
Molecular function (GO): protein C-terminal leucine carboxyl O-methyltransferase activity
Source: RefSeq, a predicted model, not a curated record